Messenger RNA from Zootermopsis nevadensis, 2695 nucleotides. The record is from RefSeq and is a predicted model, not a curated record. Lineage: Eukaryota; Metazoa; Arthropoda; Insecta; Blattodea; Termopsidae.
GUCGGACGUAAAAAACCGAAAGUGUGAUGGAAACUGAUUACCAUGAUUGAGAUUCUUCGUUAGUACAGUACAGAAAUGACAGUCUAUCUCCAGGUCAUAUCCCCUGACUACUUUUUAUAAAGGCAAUAUGAGCGGUUCAGUACAUGAUAUUGUGAUAUUACGAAAAUGGAUGAUGAUGAUGUAAUUCCACAUCCAGUGAUUGUUCUGGUGAAGAGUGAACCUCUGGAACAUGAAUCUGAGGAGCAUGCACAUCAAUUUGUUUCAGUGCCCAAUAAGGAAAGUCCUGCACUCAAAGAAGAAACACAGAGUAACACUGAUCAGGAACUUUCGCGUACUGCAGGUGUUAAGACAAUAGAUACAUCAGGAAUAGAAGAACCUACUGAGGUAAUAAAUAAAUCAAAAUCUUCACCCGUGUCAAGUAAUAAGUGUAAAGUCUCUCCAGAGACUCUAGCAACUAUAAAAGAAGAAUUUAAGGAUGAAGAAGACUCUGAAGAAACUGACUCUGACUCUGGGGAAGUCAGGUUAGUGGUAUCUUUAUUCAUAAUCAACAUCACAGAUUUUAUCCAAGGGGCUCAUCGUGGUUCUAAUGAACACUGAUCAAUCGCAUGUGUUCUCAGAGAAGAGAAUCCUUCAUCCAUUAGUUAACUUUUGUGGUGGCUGUUCUAAAGUUUAGAUUCCAUAAUACAGGGAAUGUCUUACACAACUGAUUAAAUAUCUACUAUUCAGAGAAGACUAACCCUGGGAGGUAAUUAGAUAUUCAAAGAACUGCCACUUAUAAUUUAUAAAUGGGAUGGAUUCCUAAAAUUUUGAAUAAGACCCAAAAAUACUCUGUGCAGACUGUGAGGAAUUUCACAUUAGUGAAGUAUAGUAAUUUGGCUAGUGAUAAAAACCACCAACAAAAGGAUGUGAGAUCAUUUGUCUGGUGAUCAGUUAACGUUAAUCAGAAAUUGAAAUGUGAUGUAUAAUGAUCUUUCUUAUUGCAGUGAAGUAACAGAGAAACCACCCUCAGAAACUGAGGAGUGUAAUACAGGUUACCACUGUUCAAUAUGUGGAAUAUUCUUUGCAAAAAGAAGAGAUUUGAAUGAUCAUGUGUGUGCAAGUACUGGUGAUAAAUCCUUCCAGUGUUCAUCCUGUGUCAAGUGCUUUAGUUCAAAGUACCACUUGAAGCGUCAUAGUGUUGUACAUACUGGUGAGCGUGCUUACCAGUGUACUGUAUGUGGGAAAUCAUUCAAUGACAAGAGUAACUUACACAAGCAUAUUAGAGUCCAUACUGGAGAGAAACCAUACCAGUGCUUAAAAUGUAAGAAGUCUUUCACUUGGAAAACUCAACUUGAAAACCACAUAGCUGCACACAAAAUCAAAUCAUGUUUUCGAUGUUAUGUCUGUAAUAUGUAUUUCAAGAAUAAAAGUGACAUGGAUGAACAUACUUUUUCUCAUAUUGGAGAGAAACCAUAUCAGUGUCUGUCUUGUGCUAAAAGUUUCAGUUCAAAAUACCAUCUGAAGAGACAUAGUGUUGUUCAUACAGGUGUGAAAGCAUAUGACUGCGCUAUAUGUGGCAAAUCAUUUAAUGAUAAAAGCAACUUACAACAGCACACAAGAAUUCAUACUGGAGACAAGCCUUACAGGUGUUCUACAUGUGAACGGACAUUCACUUGGAAAUAUCAACUUGAGAAUCACAUCCCUGUGCAUACAAAUGAAAAGUAUUUCUGUUUUAUAUGUCACAAAAGUUACAAGUUUAGAAACAGCCUUGCUCAACAUGCUAGGUAUCAUUUGAGAGAAGGACACAGAUGUUCCCUUUGUGGACACACAUUUACAUCUCAGGGUGAUUUACAUUCACAUACGCACACUCAUGUUACUGAAUCCAAAUAACUGUUCUGUUAAAUAUACAAAUACAAUAUGAAACACAUCCUUUUUUGUGCUUUUUGUUAGACAUCCUGAAUGUUUCAUAUUGCAUGUAAUUCUCAGUUGCCUGCAUUGCUAAUACUAUGGCAUGUAUAUAUCCAUUAUAAUUUUUUGUAAAAGUUAUAUGUGUAAUCUACAUUCUUUUCCCAUUCUCUUUCCUGGUUUUCAUUACACUUAUCAGUCUGCUUUGUCUACUUAAACAUCAACUGGAACAUGUUCAUUAAACUUUUAACUACUAUUAGGCUGGAAAUACUGAAUUAGGAUGUACAGGAAUUGAAACCAGCACCUCUGUAAUUUCUGAAAUUUCAUCUGACACCUACUUUCCAAGUAAAAUCCCUGUAAAGUUAGAAAUGCAGCAACAUUGCAUGACAUAAGAAAUCCCACUGAUUCUGUAUUGCCGAGUGAAGAGGCGAAGAUGUAACAUCACAUAGCAGCAUACAACUAAAGUUUUAGAUUUUCAACUGAAUGACUGAGGGUAAGUUAUAAGUGAUGUGUUUGUUGUAUUAAAAUUCAAAACAAAGUACGUACAUGUGAGAGUCAUCACAUGUAUUUCAAUAAGAAGCUUACAAGUUUAGAACUAUACAGUGCUGUAACUGGGUGGAAUUAUAAAUCAUACAGCAAUAGAAACAAUUGCUUCUUCAUCCACCUUUAUAGAUUUUAAGGCAGCGUUUCAGUUUACACACACAGUAUAAACAUGGUUGCUAUGUAACAAAACCUUACACUUGCAAAAAAGUACAACUGGGAAUCACAUACUGUACAGUACAAACCCAAAUAAAAGCAUGACUUCACAUUC